This is a messenger RNA of Esox lucius (northern pike), 3185 nucleotides long. RefSeq names its product hyperpolarization activated cyclic nucleotide-gated potassium channel 5 (gene hcn5). Gene Ontology annotation, cellular component: membrane. NCBI's taxonomy places the organism in Eukaryota, Metazoa, Chordata, Actinopteri, Esociformes, Esocidae. Gene Ontology annotation, biological process: monoatomic ion transport; transmembrane transport. Gene Ontology annotation, molecular function: monoatomic ion channel activity. The transcript is spliced from 10 exons. The record is from RefSeq and is a predicted model, not a curated record. Bases 291 to 1856 code for a protein of 521 amino acids.
UGACUGGGCUUGAUUCAUGGGUGCAUGAAGCAGAAACACUGAAUUGUUGAUGAGCUGGGAGGGGAGAGAGAGGAAAAGGACAGAGAGAGAGAUAGAGUGUAAAGUCUGGCAGACACUCUCCUCCCACCAAACCGCUUCAAUAAGCCUUGGCCACAGGAGCUGUGAUGGAAAAUUACCCCGAGACCGAAGACAGGUCUGCUCAGAGCAAAGUUCGACUCGAUUUCUCACCAACCCAGGGAAGGAUGGCCAGCGCGGUCGGCUGAACAGAGGGUCUGUGUUUUGCUUCUGGGAUGGCAAACUUUCAAGCCCCGGUCGGUACACGUACAGCCCGCACCUGUGGAUGGAGAGCUAUAUUUCUCCCUCAGCUUAACAGGCAGUCUCUAUCUGUGUAUGGCAGUGAGAUAGCUGUGGAGAAGGAAUGUAUACGCCAGCUGCAGAGUGGAGUCUGGGUCAUCCACCCAUUCAGCUCCUUAAGGAGUUACUACAUCAUGUGUAUGGUUGCCAUCACAUUCCUGAAUUUGAUUGGGAUCCCCAUGGAAAUAGCUUUCUUAGAUGGGUACAGUGGAGUUGGCUGGGAAGGAUUCAAUGUCUUUUCAGAUACUCUGUUCCUGAUUGAUGUGGCUCUGAAUUUUCGUAUGGGUAUCAUCUCUGAGGACAGUGAGGUGGCCAUCCUGGAUAUCAAAAAGAUCCGUGUUAUUUACCUAAAGAGUUGGUUCAUACCAGAUGUGAUUGCAGCAUUCCCAAUUGGCUACAUACUACUAAUUGCGGAGUUACAGUCUCACAGUGAUACCUCCGCCUCGGGGUCCAAGGCCAGCAGGAUGGUGCGAAUUCUCAUGUUUGUUCGAAUUAUCAGUCUCGUCAGGCUUCUCAGAGUUUCCAGACUUGUUCGCUUCUUUAAUGAAGUUGAGAAGGUUUCCAACGCCAAUCUGGAGUAUGUUCAGCUGUUCUUCCGUAUCCUGUCUUUGUUUAUGAUGAUGUUCCUACUGUGCCACUGGAACGGCUGUAUCCAGUACUUUGUCCCGAUGCUGGAGGAGUUCCCAUCCGACUGCUGGGUCAGACAAGAGAAGCUGAUGAACGCCACCGUCGGGGAGAAGUAUUCCUUUGGCGUGUUUCGCGCUCUCUCUCAUAUGAUCCAGAUUGCGUACGGCUCCAACGAGUCUCCAACAAAUGAAGUGGAGCUGUGGGUGGUCAUGACCAGCAUGCUGUCUGGGGCUCUGAUGUAUACAGUACUGGUGGCCAAUGCUGCAGCCAUCAUAACCAAUGUAGACCAAGCAGCAAAAGCCUAUAAGAACAAGAUGAAUCAUCUUGAUGACUACAUGACCUUCUUGAAGCUCCCGAAUGACCUUCGGCUUCGCAUCCAGAAUUACUACCAGGCCCGCUACGGGGGGAGAUGGUUUGACGAGAAGAACUUUCUCGUUUCAGUCUCCACAGCUCUGAGAGAGGAGAUUCUGACGGUGAUGUGCUCAAGUCUGCUGAACAACGUACCCAUGUUCCAGAACCGAGACGUUAACUUCCUGAACACCGUCCUCCUCCAGUUUCAGCAUGAGGUCUUCCAAGAGGAUGAUGUAAUUUUUCACCGGAACGCGCCCGGGGACCGCAUGUUCUUCAUUGAGCACGGCCAGGUCCGGGUGGAGACAGACUCCUUCCCUCAGGAGCUGGCUGACGGAGAUUACUUUGGAGAGUCCUGCCUCAUGACCAAAGGAAGGCGUUUGGCCACAGUUCGGGCUCUUACUACCUGUCAGCUCUUCUCUCUGUCCUCAGACCGCUUCCAGAUGGUUUUGCAGGGAUUCCCUGAUAUCAGGAGAGACUUGGAAAAGUUUGCAAAACAGGACAACGCAGAUAUGAUACAUUUCUAGCACAGCGCAUCCAUUUAAUAAAGACGAAAAAAUAUUCCUGAACAGUUCCUCACACAGAUACAAGGAACAAUUUGGAACUAAAUAGCUGUUUCUAAGACAAGGGUAAUUUGUGAGACAACUGGUUCCAGUUAAAACCUUGAACUAGUGAUAUCUGUGUUUGCAGCAUGUUCUUUUGUUGAUAAAUGUAAUUAUAUAUUACUUUUAAAAAAAUAGAUCUAGUUUUAUAAACAAAUUCAAUAGUUUGAUUUAUUGUACCCUUUAUAGGGAAGGUUGUUGGAGAUUAGAGGGUUAAGAUAUACAAACCUCCCUACCCUAGCAGUCUUCUGAAUGCAAGUAAUGGGUGAUAAACCUGUUGGAUUUUCUAACUCUGGUUGGUUUCCGAUAGUUACACAAACACUUUGCAAGCCACCUUUAUGUGGCUUGCUAGGCUAAUAUAAUCAAUAAACCACAAGUUACCUAAAAACACUGUUUUAGGGUAUAAUCAGGCCCUCAAAGAAGGGCCUUGAAAUGUGUUUGAUUUGAAUUGCAUAUUUGCAAUAUUAAAGCCUAAAAGGUAAGUGUAACAAUUUUUUUAUUCUGGGAAUACCCCUCCAAAGAUAAAAGGGUUCUCAGUAGAACCAUUCAGAGAGGGUUCCUAAACAACCUUGAACUGAUGAAAGAGUUGUUGUUAUAACCAUUUGGAGGGGGUCAUUUGAAGAACCAACUCUACAUUCAAGGUUAUAGAUUAAACCUGAUGUAAAAGGUUCUACUUAGCAUAAAAAAGUGUUCCCCUAUGGUGACAAACUGAAGAACAUACAUAUAUGGUUCUACGUUGCACCCUUCUCCCCCCAGAAAACAUGUUGUGUUAGUGCUGGGCUGGGAAAAAAGCCUGUGCAACCUGUAGCCCCAUCCAUGACCAUUAUUUGUGACCACGUAUAUAUACUUGGUACUGUACAAACUGGUCAAACAUUAUUAUACUUUAUUUAUAUAGGGGUUUGAUUACUACAUAUCUGUUCAAACUAAACAUAUCUACAUAUUCUGUAGAUGCUAAACUGCACAUCAUACAACCAUUAGUCUGAAUUACUACUAGAUAUAAUAUAGAUACAGAAUAAGGACAGUGCAGAUUAUUGUUGCUUUUUCAACAACAACAAAAACAUUUCAGGACAGGUUAUGAUUCAGAUAGUGUUUUUGUUUUUCAAAUUUGAUCAAUGACAAGAAAUAUAAAAGUAUAAAUGUUAUUUUUUAAAUAAAUCCCUUUAUUGUUAAUGCGUCUGUUACAUAAUACAAGGUGCAUUGGAUUAUGAAUCAGCGGAAAUAAAGAAGAAAACAAGAGUUUGAGUUGACUGAGAA